Achroia grisella is the source of this 645-nucleotide messenger RNA. RefSeq names its product dihydroanticapsin 7-dehydrogenase-like. The annotation marks the transcript as partial. Gene Ontology annotation, molecular function: oxidoreductase activity. NCBI's taxonomy places the organism in Eukaryota, Metazoa, Arthropoda, Insecta, Lepidoptera, Pyralidae. The transcript has a single exon. The record is from RefSeq and is a predicted model, not a curated record.
AAAGACAUCGAAAACAUAAUAAAUAGUACUGUUGAUCAUUAUGGACAACUAGAUGUAUUAGUGAAUAACGCGGGAAUUUUAGAGACUGGAAGCAUAGAGAAUACGUCUCUAGCUCAGUAUGACAGACUUAUGAAUACAAAUGUACGCUCAAUUUAUUAUUUAACAAUGUUAGCAGUUCCUCAUCUUAUUAAAACUAAAGGUAACAUUGUUAAUGUAUCAAGUGUUAAUGGAAUUAGAUCGUUCCCUGGUGUUCUAGCAUACAAUGUGUCUAAAGCAUCAGUCGAUCAAUUCACAAGGUGUGUAGCGCUGGAGUUGGCGCUAAAAGGCGUCAGAGUGAAUGCUGUUAAUCCAGGUGUGAUUCUGACUGAGUUACAGAAACGCGGAGGUUUGUCCGAUGACCAGUACCGUGCGUUUUUGGAGAGGACCAAGGAAACACAUGCAUUAGGACGUCCAGGGAAACCGGAUGAGGUUGCUGCUACAAUAGCGUUCUUGGCUAGUGACCUUGCAAGCAAUAUCACUGGUGCUAGCGUGCCAGUGGAUGGUGGACGUCAUGCUAUGUGCCCCCGUUAAAACCUCAUAUCUGUCAAUAGGUCCUUACUAAUCAAUGUUGAGCAAACUUUAUAGGUAUAAUUUAUACUCAACAUU